ACCCUGAUUCAGGGACUCUGAUUGCUGGCUCUUUCCUGACUACAGUUUCAGCUUCAUUGAAGGAUUCCCUGACUUCGGCUUCAUCUCAGCAUCCAAAACCAGCUACAACUUCUUGGGUAGCACCAGUGUCUACUUCUUGGGCAGCAGGCGGUGCUAUGCCCCAGCUGUCCAAUUUCACCGGCUCCGUUAAUGACCGGGGGAUCUGCCAGUGCUCGGUUUCCCUGCCAGAUACCACCUUUCCUGUGGAGAAAAUGGAGCGCUUGGAGUUCACAGCUCACUAUCUUUCUCAGAAGUUUGAGAAAGAGCUUUCUAAAGUGAAGGAAUAUGUCCAGAUAAUCAGUGUAUAUGAAAAGAAACUCUUAAACCUAACUGUCCGAGUAGAGUUCAUGGAAAAGAAUAGCAUUUCUUACACUGAACUGGACUUUGAGCUGAUCAAGAUAGAAGUGAAGGAGAUGCACAAACUGGUCAUAAAACUGAAGGAGAAUUUCAUUGGAAGCACAGAAAUUGUUGAUCAGCUGGAAGUGGAGAUAAGGAAUAUGACUCUCCUGGUAGAGAAGCUGGAAACACUAGACAAAAACAAUGUCCUUUCCAUUCGCAAAGAAAUCUUGGCUCUGAAGACAAAGCUGAAAGAAUGUGAGGACUCUAAAAGUGAACUUGCUCCUCUGGGUCCCCCUCCUCCUGCUCCAGGGAGCUGUAGUCAUGGUGGUGUGGUGAACAUCAGCAAACCAUCUGUGGUCCAGCUCAAUUGGAGAGGGUUUUCCUAUAAGUACGGUGCCUGGGGACGGGAUUACUCUCCCAAGCAUCCAGAGAAAACAUUGUAUUGGGUGGCACCUUUGAAUACAGAUGGGAGGCUAUUGGAAUAUUACAGACUUUACAACACACUGGAUGAUUUGCUAUUGUACACACAGGCUCAAGAAUAUCGAAUUACCUAUGGUCAAGGCAGUGGUAUAACAGUUUACAACAAGAACAUGUAUGUGAACUGGCAAAACAGCAGGAACAUUGCCAAAGUUAAUCUGACCAACAACAGGGUUGAAGUUACUCAAACUCUCCCUAAUGCUGCCUAUACUAACCGUUUUUCAUAUGCUAAUGUGGCUUGGCAGGAUAUUGACCUUGCUGUGGAUGAACAUGGACUAUGGGUGAUUUAUGCAACUGAAGCCAGCACUGGUAACAUAGUGAUUAGUAAACUCAAUGACACCUCACUUGAGGUGCUAAACACUUGGGUUACCAAGCAGUACAGACCAUCUGUUUCUAAUGCCUUCAUGGUUUGUGGGGUUCUUUAUGCCACCCGUACUUUGAACACCAGAACGGAAGAGAUUUUUUACUACUAUGACACAAACACGGGGAGAGAAGGCAACCUAGCCAUCACAAUGGGUAAGAUGCAGGAAAGAGUGCAGAGCAUUAACUAUCACCCUUUUGACCAAAAACUUUACGUCUAUAAUGAUGGUUACCUCCUCGAUUAUAAACUUUUCUUCCUGCCAGAAGCUCAGUAAACUGUCAAGCUGUUAGGGUGAAAGAGAAAUACGAUCUUUAUUGAAAAUGGUCUUCUCCACUUACUUAGGUAUCUGCAGGGAAUCUCAAAGUGUAU
This is a messenger RNA of Castor canadensis (American beaver), 1585 nucleotides long. RefSeq names its product olfactomedin 4 (gene Olfm4). The record is from RefSeq and is a predicted model, not a curated record. NCBI's taxonomy places the organism in Eukaryota, Metazoa, Chordata, Mammalia, Rodentia, Castoridae. Gene Ontology annotation, biological process: signal transduction.